GUUCCAGCAUUCGAUUAGUUAAACUUCCAGAACUUAUCAUGCCAGAACCAAGCGUCAAAGCUCCCAAGAAGGGCUCUAAGAAAGCCGUCUCUAAGGCCGUCAGCAAGACCGGCAAGAAGAAGAGAAAGACCAGGAAGGAGAGCUACGCCAUCUACGUGUACAAGGUGUUGAAACAGGUCCACCCCGACACCGGCAUCUCCUCCAAGGCCAUGGGCAUCAUGAACUCGUUCGUGAGCGACAUCUUUGAGCGCAUCGCCGGCGAGGCCUCCCGUCUGGCUCACUACAACAAGCGCUCCACCAUCACCUCCAGGGAGAUCCAGACCGCCGUGAGGCUGCUGCUGCCCGGGGAGCUGGCCAAGCACGCCGUGUCUGAGGGCACCAAGGCCGUCACCAAGUACACCAGCUCCAAGUAAACCUGCUGGAGACCAACAACACAACGGCUCUUUUAAGAGCCACCCACUUUCUCUAAAGAGUUUCUC
This is a messenger RNA of Etheostoma cragini (Arkansas darter), 479 nucleotides long. RefSeq names its product histone H2B 1/2-like. The coding region runs from base 39 to 413 and encodes 124 amino acids. Lineage: Eukaryota; Metazoa; Chordata; Actinopteri; Perciformes; Percidae. The transcript has a single exon. Gene Ontology annotation, cellular component: nucleosome. The record is from RefSeq and is a predicted model, not a curated record. Gene Ontology annotation, molecular function: DNA binding; protein heterodimerization activity; structural constituent of chromatin.